Messenger RNA from Labrus bergylta (ballan wrasse), 2408 nucleotides. RefSeq names its product TSC22 domain family, member 3 (gene tsc22d3). NCBI's taxonomy places the organism in Eukaryota, Metazoa, Chordata, Actinopteri, Labriformes, Labridae. Gene Ontology annotation, biological process: regulation of transcription by RNA polymerase II; negative regulation of activation-induced cell death of T cells. The record is from RefSeq and is a predicted model, not a curated record.
AGCUUCUGGGUUUUGCUUUCAAGCGCACUCCUGCUGAAUCGGUGUGAGGGCGUGUGUAUGUGUUUGCAGGGCGUUCUCUCUGUCUCCUGCCACAGUAGCAACACAGCCGACGGCCCUGAACAAAAGGCUAAACGCAGCAGAGCCACAGGAGGAAAAAACUCAGGGAUAGAAGCAGGCAGAGUGGCCCAGCGUGACGGCAACUUCUCAGGGGAGGAACUCAACCUGCCAUUUUUGCCCUCCUCGACCUGAAGAGGAGACACAAGCCGAGUCUGUGUCUCUGUUUUGUCUUUCAUUCAGCCUCUGCCAUCCUCUCCAGGAGUCCUGUACCUGCCCGUUCACACCUGGACCUCUCCCACAAUCCAUUCCACCUGUCCUUUCGAGAUGACCGACGAUGACUGCCGCUCACCCAUCGGCCUGGACUGCUGCAGCUGCUGCCUGGACCUGGCAAACGGCUGCGAUGACUCCAUGUCCAGCAGUCCAUCAGAUGGCCUACCAGGAAGCCCAUGCAGCCCCAGUGUCAGCCACUUCCGCCAGCUCCGAAACCAGCUGAUGUACCAGAACCUGAACACGGACAAGCUGAACCACAUCAUGAGGCAGGACUCGCUGGAGUCCGUGGUGAGGGACCCCUGCUUCCUGCUCAACGAGGGGAUCUGCAACAGCAACAUUGACCAGACCAUGCUGUCCAUACUGCUCUACUUUCACAGUGCCUCUGGUGCUAGCGUUGUGGCCAUCGACAACAAGAUCGAACAGGCCAUGGAUCUUGUUAAGAACCACCUAAUGUACGCUGUGCGGGAGGAGGUGGAGAUCCUAAAGGAGCAAAUCAAGGAGCUGGCAGAGAAGAACAACCAGCUGGAGAGGGAGAACUACCUGCUAAAGAACCUGGCUAGUCCGGAGCAGAUGGAGAAGUUCCAGUCUCACGUCCCGACAGAAGUGCUGUUGGACAAUCAGAGCUCCCACCUGACCUUGGACCAGCAGCAGACCUGCAUUCACAGCACUGGCUCGGCUGUGUAAGUGGCUCUGCCUUGGGGCGGGCAGAGCCACUGUCUCCUAACAGUAAUGGACCUCCAUUUUUGAAUGUAAGAGUUACAAAAGUCUCCGCCGCUGAGAAAACCUUCGACACACUGAAAGGUGAAGCAUCGCGGCUGUAAAUGACUGAUGGGACACAAAAAGAACUGUUGACACUGAUAAGCACAAAACAGAACUUUUAGACGCUCUGACUGGUGUGCUGUCAGGCCCGUCCUCAGACACCGUCCAACUCUUUGUCGUAGUCUCCUUGUAGACAAAAGCGCUGGGAAUAGAGAGCGGGCUGACUAAGACACAAGACGAGCGCUUGCUUUAAGAUAUGCCAAACUCUUCUUAACAGCCACCCCUUUUUGCUCCAGAGAAGGGUGUGAGAAGGUGUUGAUCGGGCUCGCCCUGCAGGUGCUAACUUGGAAAGAGCGUGGGCGAUCACCAAGAGGAGACCCAUCCGAGAUGGUCUCAACGAGAAGAGCCCCAUCAUGUGGAUUUGUCCGAUCUCUUAAAAACAAGUUUCAAGGACUCCCAGCAACACAUUUCAACCACAUAAAAAGGACUUUUCCUGUACCUACAAUGUAUUGCACAUGGUUCAUGUACGUUUAAGCAUAACACAAAUAAUCAACAGGAUAAGCUAAAGAAACAGAGGUGGAGGUUGUUGCAGUAUAGCCUGUUGGAGAUAGUGGACCACGGCAGUAUCAAUAUACUGUUAUGAUUCAUAAAAUGUAAUCUUGUGUUGUCUGCAGUUGGGGCUUGCUACUUGUGGGGGAAAUUAAUCUUGCUUUAUCUGUUUUUGUUAGUGAUUCUGAACAAAAAUCAGCCGUUUGUUAAAUAGGAGCAAUGUCUUUAGAGAGUUUUUUUAUGUAAUUAAGAGGGACAACAUGUCUGCCCCUCUUGAUGCCCGAGCUCUGCCGAGUCAAAUAUUACUACAUUGUACAUAAAAAGCCAUAGUGGAGAUGGCGAGCAAGCUUUUUUUCGCUGCAGAUGCACUCCUGAUAUUAGCAGCGUCGUCCAGUAUCUGGUCCAUUUUCUUGCUCAGAUGCCAAGUAGUAAAAAAAAAACAAAAAAACAAUGGCAUGACAACAGUGCCUGUCCAUUUUAAGAGAGGAACAUAUUUUCACACAGAGCUCUACUGUUUGUCGUUUUCUAGCUACCAAAGACUUUUCCAUUUUUUUUAUGUCUUACAACAACAGAAGCAAAAAAAAAAAAAAAACAGGACCAUGUGUAAGAGUUCACAGGGAGAAGUCUUUAUUUGUAGCUAGAGCUAAAGUUUCUAUAUGUUUUUGUAAAGAUAAUGGUAUUGUUGCUGUAAUGUAUCCUCUGAAAUGGUUGUUCGCUAUGAUGUUUGGAUACAACUGCACAUUUGCAAUAAACCUUAUGUUUACAGAAUACAA